Messenger RNA from Stegostoma tigrinum, 3533 nucleotides. RefSeq names its product early estrogen-induced gene 1 protein-like. NCBI's taxonomy places the organism in Eukaryota, Metazoa, Chordata, Chondrichthyes, Orectolobiformes, Stegostomatidae. The coding region runs from base 379 to 1530 and encodes 383 amino acids. The record is from RefSeq and is a predicted model, not a curated record. The transcript is spliced from 11 exons.
ACAUUUGAGAACUGCUGCUGUGUGUGUUUUGCAGCUCAGACCCCGGCCCAGUUUAAACUGAACUUCUCCCAGCAACCUUUCGGUUUGUUGGAGUGUUUUCAGAUUUCCCAGCUGCUAUUCCCUCCCUCCUUCCCUCUUCUGAAGCAGCUUUGCAAAGUGGGUGGAUCUGGGAGGCAGGGCUGGAAGUCUUCCGCAAACGAAAGUGACAGCGUCAUUGAGCAGGAGUGGGAGAGACAGGGAGCUCUCUCUCUCUCUGUCUCUCUCCUGUCUUUCUUUCUUUGAUUUCCCCCAGCCUCUCCAUUUUCACCGUCCCCCCCCACCUCCCUCUCUACCUUCUUUCUCUUCGUUCCCCACCUCCAUCCACCCUCCGAUUCCCUGAUGGCGUUCCUGAUGAAGAAGAAGAAGUUUAAGUUCUUGGUGAGCCUGACCUUGGAGGAGCUGUCGGCUGUUCCCUUCGUUAAUGGGAUCCUCUUCUGUAAAAUCCGCCUCCUAGACGGGGGGUCGUUCAGCGACCUCUCCAGCAGGGAGGAGGUGCAGCAGAACUGUGUCCGGUGGAGGAAGACAUCCAGGUUCAUGUGCAAGAUGAGCGCGAGCCCUGUGACAGGAAUGCUGGCUCCCUGUACCUGCCGAAUAUCCGUCCGCAAGGAACUGAAAGGUGGCAAGGCCUUUAUUAAGCUGGGUUUUGUGGAUGUGAAUUUGGCGGAAUUUGCUGGGUCAGGAAUGACUGCCCGCUGCUACAUCCUGGAGGGCUACGACACGAAGAACACCCGACAGGAUAACUCCAUCCUAAAGAUCUCCAUCGUCCUACAGUUGUUGUUGGGAGACCCUUGCUUUAAGACGCCAUCGCCGCACACCGCACUCACCAGCAUCGCGGCCAGCGAGGACCCCCUCCAGCUGGGAUGCAAAGGAGAUGCUGCGACAGACGGGGAAAGCCUGAGACCGCGCCGGCCCAACACGCUGAGGCUGCCCAAGUGUCGGUCAUUAGUCAUAGCCUCAGGUGUCGGCGAGGAUACAGACAGCGCGAUCAGCACCCCGGACAGCGCUACCAGCGUGUGCCAGCCUCUCAGCUCACCCUCCAGCAUCAACAGCCAACACUCCAAGGUUUCUGGUUACAGCAUGGAGCACUCCCGGGGUGUCAGCCUCUCGGAGCCCACCAGGAGGCGCAAGCUGUCGUCUGUCAGUAGUGGCCUCUCCUCGGGGCCCAGUAGUGCGGCUGACAUCGAGGGUGUAGCAAGGGACCUGAGCUUCGAGAAGCCCCCUCUCCCCAUCUGGCCAUCCGAACGACACAGCAGGAGGAGGAAUCGGGCUCCCGAGAAAUAUCCAUCCUGGGUCAAUGACACCAGGGUCAAUGCCGAUGACAUUGUGGAGAGCAUUAUCCAGACUCAGGACUUUACUGACUACAGUGAUUCCGAAGAGAGCGGAUUACAGCUGUUCGUGGCGCGUGAUGGCUCUACGUUAGUCGGGGGGUGUCAGCUCACCAACAGGCAGGCCGUGAAUGACUACGUGCCCGUGGUGAUUGGGAGUCACUGAGGUGACGGCUCAGUGUGGGAUUGGACUGUGCGCUGGGCACCACCAGAAUCUCCAGCCAGCUGCUGCCCUCCAGUGGCAGGAUAGUAGAACGGUGGGUGGGUGACAGGCCUGGUAUUGGCAAGGACUGCUGUAUGACCCGGGGUGGAAGGGAGUGUCGGGGGUGGGGGGGUGCGGUGGCAAAGGGUAGGGAAGACCCACUCAACCCCCAUCCCUUCUUGAGAUGAAAGUAUAGCUUAUUCUGAGACCCUUUUGGAGACAAGGUUGGGCCCAGGGAGAUAAAAGAUGCUUAUUGACUGGUGAAGGCUCCCGCUCUCCUUGUGACCUCCUCCGUACCCCCCUCCCAUCCCACACGCAUUCUCCACUGUCCCCUCCUGUCCACCCAGCUUUCCCAAUUGAAACUCCCCCUCCCGACUCGCUCUGGAGGAUGCGGCAGAAUGCUGAGCUUGUGGUAUUGGGCAGCAUGUCUUAGGCAGGUGCCCCUUCUGUGUGCUGGCACGAGAGAGUGGGGCAGGUGUUGGUGGGCUCCAGUGGAGAGAUGCCCAGUUUGGCCAUGGCAGGACCAGUGACUUCAGGAGAUUUGGAGAUGCGUGCAAGAGCGCAUGCAAGCACGCGUAUAAUUGUGCAGAGUAUGUGUGUCCCUGACACAGCCUUCUGUCUCUCCGGGUACAUCACACUGGGCUCCUUAGGUUUGCUGCUAUGGGCAUCAACGCCCACAGGAAGUGAGGAGGAGGCCAUUCAUUUCCUCAUACAUGUGCCAGCUCUUUGCUAGAGCUAUGCUCGUAAUCUCUCGGGCCUGCCCUGGAUCUUAGUCCUGCAAGUAGUUUCCUCCCCUUCAAAAUAUUUAUCCACAUCUCCCAGGCUUUGAGAGAACUAACGUGUUACCUGCACAAGGUCGAGGGGGGUGGCUUUGAAGUUAUACCAAAUGCCCCUAUCCUUCACAAUCCUUUCUUAAAAUUACGCUACAUAUUGCCAGUGGGUUAAAGCUGUUUAUCUUGCACUCUUCAGGAAGAAAGCAAGAAAACAAAAUAACAGCUUUAGCAGUGACAUGCCUGGUUUCAGAUUUUUGCCGGGUGGACGGUGGGGAGAGGGGUUUGAAUCAGUGCCUGCUUCCCCCAGCUCAUUUCACCACAACAAAUAUUUUUAACAAAUGUUUAGUGAACAGCCAUAUCACCGUCAAUAUCUAAGAUUGAUCAUCCAGACUUUACCAGCAAUCCAGACACAGUUAACACUAAAGAGAUAGAAAAGAGCAGCAAUAGGCCAUUUGGCCCCUCAAGCCUGCUCCACCAUUCAAUAUGAUCAUGGCUGAUCUUCCACCUCGGUCCCCUUUCCCUGCUUUCUCCCCCACAUCCUUUAGCCCCAAGUUCUACAUCCAACUCCUUCUUGAAGUCAUACAAUGUUUUGGCCCUCCAUUUUCUGUAGCAGAGAAUUCCACAGAUUCACCCACCAUAAGGGUGAAGGUAUUUCUCCUCAUCUCAGUCCUAAAACGGUUAGUUUCUGCCAUGUUUCCUUGCCAAGCCAUAUUUCAACCAAUCAGGAUCCUUUUACAAGCUGCAGGAGACCUUGUUUCCUUGUGAAGUUUCCCCCACCCCCAUGUUUCAGUCCUCAUGAGCAUAAGACAGAAAACUUCAACUCCAUAUCUCUGUCUUUGGCUGGAGUUCUGUACCGUCCCAGAAAAAAAGUGAUUCAUUGGAAGACACAGCUGGAGCUGGAUCAAAACGGAUCAGGGAGCAGCAUUGCUUUCAAUCUGCUUCCAACCCUCUGACAAGUAACAGCCUGGUUUCUGGGCACAGGAGAUGGGCAUCACCCGAGGAAUGCAUACGCUCUGCCGGGCCAUCUGCCAGAGAUAGAGGAUGUUCCCUAAAAAGGCAGAGUUGAGGUACCUUUAUGGUGGAUCCAAUGCACAACAAUCUAAUAGGAGGACUCACUGUAAACUGAUUUGUACUGUGUGUGGCCAGGUUGCAAAUAUUUACAUGUUGGAAAUCUUAAUAUAUUUUGAUACUCAA